AUGAUUCAAUUAAAGACGAUGCUAAAUUGCAUCGACAACUCCGGCGCUGCUGUCGUCGAGUGUGCUAUGGUGAUCGGCCAAAAGAGACAUGCCUCCAUUGGCGACAGGAUAGUAGUCGUGGUCCAAAAACAGCGCGGCGCCCAAGCUGAAGGCAUGGCCGGGUCGUCGGCCGGCACUAAAGUCAAGCGCGGCGACAUCCGCCACGCCAUCGUCGUGCGCACCCGUCAACCCGUCCAACGACGUGACGGCAGCGUUAUUCGAUUCGACGACAACGCGUGCGUUCUGAUUAACAAGUCUGGGGAUCCGAUCGGGUCGCGGAUCAACGGGGUGGUUGGGCAAGAGUUGCGGAAGAAGAAGUGGAGUAGGAUUUUGAGUAUGGCGCCCAUGCAGGCGUAG
Molecule: messenger RNA, 396 nt
Organism: Dichotomopilus funicola
Lineage: Eukaryota; Fungi; Ascomycota; Sordariomycetes; Sordariales; Chaetomiaceae
Product: ribosomal protein L14b/L23e
Exons: 3
Coding region: 1-396 (131 amino acids)
Biological process (GO): translation
Cellular component (GO): ribosome; mitochondrial large ribosomal subunit
Molecular function (GO): large ribosomal subunit rRNA binding; structural constituent of ribosome
Source: RefSeq, a predicted model, not a curated record